CUUUGCGCAUCACAGCCCAACCUGACCUCUUCAUACUUCUUUUGACUCCCGUCACAGCCUGAAAGUAGUAUACUUGGUCUCUCUCUGUUGUAAACGAUUAGAAGUGGCACACGAUAUCCAGCUGUCUCUCAACUAACCCUAGCAAACCUCGACCCAGAUUGUAACAGUCGCGAUGCCUCCAAGCACCAACAUGGUCCCCGAGACACCUCCGGGUAGAGGUAUCUCCUCUCGUCUGUUGACGAUGAAGUUCAUGCAGAGAGCUGCUGCUUCGGAUACUGCGCCGGAACCUUCUCCCGAAGAGCCUUCAUCCAAGCGGCGCAAGUUCCAGAACUCGCCCCUCUCUGGCGACUUUCACUCCUUCGAUCAGACAGCCGUUCAGGCGGCUCUGAAGCAGCAAGAAGCUAAGCGCUUGUCGGCAUUAGAGGCGUCUAGAGCAGAGCUUGCGGACACGCACUGGGUUCUUGAUGGUGGUUGGGGCAAGUCUACCGAGACAGAGAGUGCGCCGCCCAAUAUCGUCUAUGUAGGAUACGCCGACAUUGAUGUUGCCGACGGAGAGGAGGAAGCCACACCCACAGCUCAGGUCGGGAGAAUGAAGAUUGAGAGCAUCAAAAAGAAGGCUACCAAGAAUGCCAAGAAGGAGACACCCAAAAAGACGAAGCACGAGUCGAGCGAUUCCGAUGGCUCUAGCGAAUCCGACGACUCCAGUGAUGGAUCCAGUGACGACGAUGAAGCGCCCUCCUCAAGCGAUGAAGAGGCUUCGACGAAAACACCUCCGAAAGCCGUGAAAGGCCUCGCGUCUGGCGGCCAGGGGCGCACGAGGGUCAAUCUCCAAGCGAAGAAAUCAAGCGAGUCUUUGAAGGCCAAGGAAUUCCGGGAGAAGCGAAUGAAGAAGGAGAUCAAACUGAACAAGCUGGCAUCUAUCUCCGGCGGUGCUACAGGCGGCUUCUCCGGAGCAGGAAAACCGAGCGCGCCCUUCAACUGCCACAACUGCAACAAGCCGGGACACAGGGCUGCCGACUGCCCACAGCGACGAGGAGGCAAACGGAAGUCGUUUGAUAGAUCACGAUGAGCCUCUGUCUUGCGCGCCCUUUCAUUUCGAGAUACCCCCUAUGCCCGGAUCGGGCUUGCUUACCGGUUCUUCUAUUCUUGCUUUGCGAAAUUGGAGCGAGGUUCUUGUCGGCCUUACGACAGGCUCCCGCCUUGUGAGAGAUCACGGAGGAAAUGGGUUAUGGGAUUAAUUGAAGAAUCCUGCUGGACGGAUAUUCGAUCAAUGCGACAUGUAGAUACGUAUUGCCUACCACGCCGGUUUACAAAAGCCCGACAUGGACCGGCCACCUUAAUGGAAAACAAAUGACCAUCAACUA
Molecule: messenger RNA, 1364 nt
Organism: Colletotrichum godetiae
Lineage: Eukaryota; Fungi; Ascomycota; Sordariomycetes; Glomerellales; Glomerellaceae
Exons: 2
Coding region: 173-1069 (298 amino acids)
Molecular function (GO): zinc ion binding; nucleic acid binding
Source: RefSeq, a predicted model, not a curated record